Macrobrachium nipponense is the source of this 246-nucleotide messenger RNA. RefSeq lists its product as uncharacterized. The coding region runs from base 1 to 246 and encodes 81 amino acids. The transcript is spliced from 4 exons. NCBI's taxonomy places the organism in Eukaryota, Metazoa, Arthropoda, Malacostraca, Decapoda, Palaemonidae. The record is from RefSeq and is a predicted model, not a curated record.
AUGGCCCUCAAGAGCACUAGCACUCUUCUGAUAAAACCGCUUUCCACAUACUUCACAAAUGUAAUUCUUUUCUCCAGUGUGUAUUCUGAUGUGAUAGUUCAAAUGACUUUUUAUAUUAAACCCUUUGCCACACUCCCCACAAACAUAAUUCUUUUCACCCGUGUUCAGGCUUCACAACACUGCACUCUUCUGAUAAAACCGCUUUCCACAUACUUCACACAUGUAAUUUUUUUCUCCAGUGUGUAA